Thamnophis elegans (Western terrestrial garter snake) is the source of this 777-nucleotide messenger RNA. Its product is annotated as cathelicidin-related peptide Oh-Cath-like. Lineage: Eukaryota; Metazoa; Chordata; Lepidosauria; Squamata; Natricidae. Gene Ontology annotation, cellular component: extracellular region. Bases 17 to 553 code for a protein of 178 amino acids. The transcript is spliced from 4 exons. The record is from RefSeq and is a predicted model, not a curated record. Gene Ontology annotation, biological process: defense response to Gram-negative bacterium; defense response to Gram-positive bacterium; innate immune response. Gene Ontology annotation, molecular function: lipopolysaccharide binding.
AGCAGAAGAACCAAGGAUGGAAGGGUUUCUCUGGAAGACUUUGCUGCUGGUUGGGGCUCUCUCAGCCUCUGGGCAGUCUGCACCGUCACCGAAACUGCUGACCUAUGACGAGGCCGUGGUACAGGCAGUGGUCAACUACAACGGCAAAGCAAAGGAAGACUCCCUCUACCAGCUGUUGGAGGCUGCUCCUCAACCUGAUUGGGAUCCCAAUUCUGAAGGGACCCAAGAGUUGAAGUUCACCAUCAAGGAGACGGUCUGUCGAGCAGAGGAAGAAGUUUCCUUGGAUAAAUGCGACUUCAAAGAAGACGGGGUGGUCAGAGAUUGCACAGCCACCUAUUUCCUUGGGGAGAAGACACCAGUGGCUUUUCUUGAUUGCAAGGCGGUGGGGGAAACAGAGGAGGAGGAAGAAGAGGUGGAAGAGAAGGAAGAGGGGACGGAGGAGGAGGAGGAGUCAGCCGAGCGUUCGAGAAAACGAAUUAAAAUACGUCGGCCCAUAAGGGUGCCGGGAAAGGUGUGGAUAACAUUCAAGGUCAUCAUCAUCACUAGGAAAUGAUUUGGAAGGACCCAACCUCCGAUGUCCGAUCCGAGAAAAAUCAUUUCCGCAGAAGAAGAUGUCGAUUCUCCGGUUGUCCCGCUUGGAUCAGAUCCAGCCUUUCUAAACGGUGGGGCCAAUCUGAAUUUGAAAUAGAACUUGAACUCAGAACCAAGGCGGAAAGGGGAAUAUUGUGGCAUGCAGAAGAGAUGCGUUAGGGGGAAAGGGGUUGAAUGCAGUGGGAA